Molecule: messenger RNA, 3660 nt
Organism: Cannabis sativa
Lineage: Eukaryota; Viridiplantae; Streptophyta; Magnoliopsida; Rosales; Cannabaceae
Exons: 9
Coding region: 1408-2340 (310 amino acids)
Source: RefSeq, a predicted model, not a curated record
UUAUAAGCCUGUUUAGACCUAUUUCACAAAUAUGGUUCUGCCAAAUAUGGUUCUGUUCAUUAUUGUGUAUGGCAGUUGUUGGUUAAGUUUUGUUUUGUUCAUUGUUUUGGUUGUGCAAGGUGUAGAUUCUUUGGAGUAGUUCAUCAAUUGCUUGGAAGAAAACUUUUUUGUGUGUCAAACAUCAUAUGUUUUUAUCUGAUGUGCAUGGUGUGUUUGAAGUCUGAAUUCUGGGAAUGCUUUUUGUUUCGUAUAAUUUUUAAGUAUUGGAAAUCAUUUAGUUGAAAAGAGUUUCACAUCAUUUUAAUGUACUUUAAUGUGUAACAUGCAAGAAGCAUGAAAUGUGUGUUUGAAAUCUGAAUUUUUUCAAUGCCGAAUGGUUAAGUUGAUUUUAUGUGAUUUUAGGUGAUUACAAUGCACGAUUUUCAUUGUGUUUUGGUCAAUUAUUUUUUUAUAUAUAGUGUAUUUGCUGAAAUAUGUAGUCCUUAACGUUUAAAUUUGUUUAUCUUUAAUUUGGUUAGGUUCAUCAUACAUGGCUGGGAAACGCAAAAGGAAAUGGGGAAAUGAACCCAUAAAGAAGGAUGUCACUCCCGAGCCGAACGAUAAUGCGGUUGCUUGGAGAAAUUUCUUCAAUGCGAACUACAAAGCUCUUCGAGCAGCUGAGAAGGGAUUAACUGAGAAAGAGGCUACCGACAAAUUGAAAGUGCAAUAUAAAGGUUUCACCAACGAGGAGAAGUCUGAGUGGAGAAGCUAUGACCCUAACCCUACUCCCGCUAAGAAGGCAGUGCAAACAAGGGGGAGGAAACCAAAGGCAGCUGAUGGCAAGGGGAAGAAAGUGGAGGUGGAUGAGGAAGAGGUUGCUCCUGAAAGUGAAGAAGCAUCUGUGUACGGUCGAUGCUCCUUCAACCGUUUAAUUAGGAUUUGCAAGAACCUGAACCUGGAGCAGAAAGAUGUGAUCCAAAAUGCUGGAUUUGGAUCAUUCAUCAGAGAGGAUGCACCAUACAUUGACACCCGACUAGUGAGUUGGUUAAUCAAACAUGUUGAACCAACCAGUAGCAUACUGGAUUUGUAUGGGAGGAAAAUUCACUUAUCUGCCGCGAUGUUCGGAGAUGUUAUGGGGUGGACGACGGAGGGGAUCCUGUAGUCACCGAGGGUGAUAGUGACACUCGAUAUCUGUAGGAGAUAUUGAACGUUGUCGAGUACACCGUGUCGUUGACAGGGUUGGAGAAAUCUUUGUUGGAGUGCGUUGACGCAGACAACCUAUUUCUGAUUAAAUUUUCUUUGGUGGUCAUAGGUACAGUCCUUGCACCAAAAACGGGUUGCGAUAUCACUUCGGGGUACUUGCACUCCCUUAAGGUUACCAGGGACAUUCGCCACAAGAACUGGGCAACUGUCGGGUUCAGGUAUCUGAUGAACUCAAUUUUCAGAUUCCGAAAUAAGGCCACGAAGAAUGUGUCUAGCUGCACCUUAUUCCUCCAGUUGGUGUACUUGACUCACGUGGAGUGGAACUUUGGAUAUGUCGACCGAACAGUGCUCCCCGUUGAUUUUUGGGGUAGUAAACAAUGUAAGUCCGCUUACAAAUUUGUGAAAGACAAUGGGGGUCCCAACAGCGACAAGAUAACGCUCACUUCGAAUCCCGUAAUACUGCCCAACUACUACUUCGACUCGGAAGGAAGAAAGAGCAGUGACCACUUUGUCAGCUCUAUGAACGAGUUGAAGGAGUACUUCUCCAAUGAGUUAAAGUCUCAGUUGAGAUCAUUUUCUUUGAAAUUUAUGGACAAAGGAGAAGGUGUAGGUGUUAUUGACCGAGAGUUGGAGGAGGAUGCUGCUGCGGAAGUGGGGAAGAAGGCGGAGUGCAGCCAGGCCGUGGAGGAGUCCCCGUUGAAGUCCCCUGUCCGUUCGAAGACUAAUGUUGUUGGUCUAUCUGAGGAAAAUGUGGUGGAAUCUGUAAGUACGCCUUCACUAUCUGCUACAAAAUCUGUUGAAGAUGAAGGUGCUGCACAUAAGACCUUCGACGAUGAGGACUUUGAUAUAGUCGAAGUGGCGUCUUUCUGGAAUAAAGGCAAAGCCCUCGUCAAAUCAAAGAAGACACAUUCAGAGAAUGUGCCUUUAAUUGAGGAUGACUUCAACGAUAAGGCCUACGAGCAAUUUAUUGAGUGGGGCAGAACUGUUGUCGGGCCUUUCAAGACGAAGGAAGCGAUCCCCCGUAACCAAUAUGGGUUUUACAAGUUUGUUUUUAGCAACACAUUAGAUCCGGGUUUGAAGUGGAUAGGAGGUGCAUGGCAUCGUUGCGACCCUUGCAAGAAGUUGAGGGAUCCAUCAUUGACUGUUUUUCUAUACUAAUGAACAAGUACGAACGUGAUAGUCGAUUAGCUGACCAACCUCGUGUUUGGUACAUGCCCACUCGCAUCUCGGUAAUUGCUUUGCUGUACAACUUAUUUUAAAUUUUGUAAUUCUUCAGUUUGGUUGUAAUUUCUGUUACUUGACAAGAUGAACAAUGCUUUUGCAGCAAAAAACUCUCGGUUCGUUUAAUGUGAAGAGGAUUGCGAAAGACCGGGAAUGGUCAAAACUAUUUUACGAAGACAACUUCCAAAAAUGCGUCAAGAUGUUUGUGCCGGUGUUGACUCUAGAAGGUGCACCACAUUGGUUUGAUGCCGAAGUUAAUAUGAAGUCCAAGGUUGUCUCAUUUCUGGACUCCCUACACACCGCAAUGGAUGAGAAGUAUCGUGUGGACGCUACGAAAGAAAUGAUAAAGUUGCAAAGUUUCAUUGUUUGAUGUGAACUCAUUCUUCAUUGAAUCUAACUAAUUGUAUAUGUUUGCAGUUGUCGACGUUGGACCUUUUGUUUGGGGAGAAUAGGUCGAAGAAUGUGACUUUCGUGGAUUUCGAAAUUGACAGGAAAGAUCGCGGGCUUCCUCAACAAGACAAUGACCGAGAUUGCGGUGUAUACGUCAUGAAGUACAUGGAGGCUGUGGCCAAUGAGGAAGAAGUAGUUGAUCAGUUUCACCCGGUUGAGGCACGUUUGGAAAUCGCUGCGAGGAUCAUAACUGAUGAACAAAAUGAAAUUCGUACCAAAGUGGUUGAAGAUCGUAGGGCUGCACAAGGCAGCUCAUUUGCAUCAUCCUCGGCCCCUUUGCGUAGUCCGUCAAAGUCUCCACGCGAUCCUCGGUUCAGUACAGCGACGUCUCACCAUACAAACAUGUUUCUCCCGUCAAGAGCCUCCCCUAGGUUUCAGUCUAGCAAGACUAAGAUUUCAUAUGGUGAAUAGUCUGUAAAAAACACUUGUGUUAUUAAUAGGUUGUGUUAUUACUGUGUUGUUUAGUUUGGAUUUGGGAGCAUAGGUUGUGUUAUUUGUGUGUUGUUUAGUUUGGAUUUGGGAGCAUUUGGAUUUAGACAUCUGUUUUUAUUAGUUGACGUUUAGAACUGGUUAUUAUGUUGACAGACUUGUGUUUAUUUUAGUUUUGAGAAUAUAUUAACUUUGAGAUUGCACCAUACUUAGCAAAUCUUUGUACUCACACCAUAACAACUCUUACAAUGUACCCAUACUUGAGAAGUACUUGAUUGUACUUCACAUAAAUUAUUCAACCCCAAAACUUUAUGAUUUGUACUAUACCAUUAGAAAUCACGACAAAGGUGACUUCUUAAUUUCCUUUAUUUGUUUUUU